GACUUCGAUGAUGAAGAGUUUGACGAGCCCGAUCCCGACUUUGGUCUGGCCAAGGAUCUCGAUAAGAAGAGACAGGCCGCCCACGUCGUAUCCUACAAGGUCUACGAGCCGACCGAUAUUCAACGCCAACAAGAUGACAUGAUCAACGAGGUCAACAUGAUCCUGGACAUGCAAAAAGAAGAUGCCGCAAUCCUGCUCCGGUAUUUCCGAUGGAACAAGGAGCGCCUGCUUGAAGAUUACAUGGACCGCCCUGAAAAGGUCCUGGAGGCUGCCGGCUUGAGUAGCAGCUCAGCGGUGCAACCACAGCUGGAAGUCAUCCCUGGCUUUACCUGUGACAUCUGCUGCGAGGAUGAAGACGGCCUCGAGUCGUUUGCUAUGAAGUGUGGUCACCGGUACUGCGUAGACUGCUACCGCCACUACUUGACCCAGAAGAUCAAGGAAGAGGGUGAGGCUGCUAGGAUCCAGUGCCCCUCGGACGGCUGCGGUCGUAUCCUAGACUCGGCCUCGCUUGACGUGCUCGUGACGCAAGAGUUGUCGGGUCGCUACCAGGAGCUUCUCAACCGGACAUAUGUCGAAGACAAGGACAAUUUUAAGUGGUGUCCUGCCCCGGACUGUCCCAACGCCCUCGAGUGUGGCGUCAAGAAGAAGGAUCUCGACAAGAUUGUCCCCACGGUCGAGUGCCGCUGCGGCUACAGGUUCUGCUUUGGCUGUCCCAACCCGGAUCACCAGCCUGCUCCUUGCGAACUGGUGAAGAAAUGGCUCAAGAAAUGUGCCGACGACUCGGAAACGGCGAAUUGGAUAUCGGCAAACACAAAGGAGUGUCCCAAGUGUAAUUCGACCAUCGAGAAGAACGGAGGUUGCAACCACAUGACCUGCCGGAAGUGCAAGUACGAGUUUUGUUGGAUGUGCAUGGGGCUCUGGUCUGAGCACGGCACCAGUUGGUACAACUGCAACCGGUACGAGGAGAAGAGCGGUGCCGAGGCACGAGAUGCGCAAGCUAAGUCGCGAACGUCUCUUGAGCGCUAUCUCCACUACUACAACCGCUAUGCCAACCACGAGCAAUCGGCCAAGCUGGAUAAGGACAUUGCCCAAAAGACAGAAAAGAAGAUGGUGCAGCUUCAGACCGCCUCGGGCAUGUCCUGGAUCGAGGUUCAGUACCUCAACUCGGCGUCCCAGGCCCUCCAGACCUGCCGACAGACCCUCAAGUGGACCUACGCUUUUGCCUUUUACCUGGCCAGAAACAACCUUACUGAGAUUUUCGAGGACAACCAGAAGGACUUGGAAAUGGCCGUGGAAGAUCUAUCCGAGAUGUUUGAGAAGCCUAUUCAAGAAUUGUCCGACCCUAAGCUGAAGGUGGACAUCAUGGAUAAGACCUCGUACUGUAACAAGAGGCGUGUGAUUCUCCUCGCCGACACGGCCGAGAACUUGGCCAAAGGUGAAUGGGUUUUCAACUCGGACCUCGUGGCUCCCACGACUGCUGGGCCCGCCCCCCGUCGCUAA
Molecule: messenger RNA, 1500 nt
Organism: Fusarium vanettenii 77-13-4
Lineage: Eukaryota; Fungi; Ascomycota; Sordariomycetes; Hypocreales; Nectriaceae
Exons: 2
Biological process (GO): protein polyubiquitination; positive regulation of proteasomal ubiquitin-dependent protein catabolic process; ubiquitin-dependent protein catabolic process
Cellular component (GO): ubiquitin ligase complex; cytoplasm
Molecular function (GO): ubiquitin conjugating enzyme binding; zinc ion binding; ubiquitin protein ligase activity
Source: RefSeq, a predicted model, not a curated record